GUGCAUUACAAUCUACACAUACAUACGAUAAUAGUGAUCAUGGCCUCAAAAGCGAUAGAUAUGCGCAAAGCAGCAGCAAAAUUCUUCACAGCCUCCCAUUUCGCUGUAGCAGGCGCCUCUUCCAACCCCCAGAAAUUCGGCCAUCGCAUAUUCGCCUGGUAUCUUCCCCGAGAGCUCUCAGCAAUUCCCCUAAAUCCGACAACACCUUCUAUAUCAGUACGCGGGAAAGAUUACGAUACUGUAGCAUCGCCUUCGAAAGUCUCAGAUCCCAAGCAUACGAGCCUCAGUGUCAUCACUCCUCCGCCCGUUACUGCGAAGCUAUUGCAAGAAGCCAAGGAAGCUGGGAUACUUGCGGUAUGGCUACAGCCCGGGAGUUUUACGGAUAAAGAGCUCGAAUAUGCGAUUGAGAAUUGGCCUGAUGCUGCUGUGGGUGGGUUUGCAGAUGGGACUGUAGGAGGGGAGGGCUGGUGUGUGCUCGUAGAUGGAGAUGCUUCUCUUGAAGCUUCUAAGAGCUUGCAGAGCAAGCAAACGACCAGCAAUGGCGUCAAUAAACCGAAACGUGCAGGACAUCUCGUCUCUAAGCGGCCAAGCAAGCACGAGCCUGUUGUGGGCAGGAAAGCGAGAGUCAAGAAACAUGUACUGGACCGUAUUGGGAGAACAGAGAAUAUCAAGUUGAGGCAAAUAUUAGCAAAUCUGGAAGGCUAGGAGGGUAUCAGGCGCAUAUGCGAGCCCACACAAACUACACGUAUCUCGCGCGUGCCCGGGCUAGUGUGUGCGGAUGCCGAUGCGAUGAUUGACAAAAAACCUGGAUUUACCGCAACGAUAUCUGGAGAAGCUCAAGGUGCGGCUGGAGUCUACACACCAAUGAGCAGCAGUGCUGGCGUUCUACAGGGCCUCGACUGGUCGGUAUUGAGCAGCGUUACUGAUAUCUCGAACUGAAAGGGGUUCGGUGAAGGACCGCGAUCGCAUGCAGCAGGUCGGACUCAAUUACUUUGAAGAGUCGUCUAGGACGGGCUUUCCUGCGAAUAGCAGGAGUGGUGCUGAGACGCAGUUGGCAUGCCCGUCUUCCUGGAGUACGAAAGUCACGCGCUCGGAAAUUCAAGGCAGGCCACGCUUUAUCAUUAUGCUGCAUUUCAUCUACGGCCUCUGGCAAUACACUCUUGGCCUCGCACAUGAUGAAUCUUGGAUGUUCGCUGCGAUCGAAGGCUCGAGGUCCGCUUUGUGCUUUCGAGGAAGUUGAGAGCACGGCCGCCUUCUACCUCUGCGGCUUGAGAAUUUGAAUGUUGAACUUCGAUGCACCGUUUUGUCGAGCAUCACUUUGCAAUUGGCGGAUGAUCGGAAAUCGACCCCGCGAAGAAGAUGGCUAGAUUCUGUGGAUGAUGGCGCACGAUCUCGCAGAGUAUUGUGAAAUCACAGACCAGCAAUAUACAUCACGCUCUCAUCCUCCCUGUGCAACCCCAAAUCG
Molecule: messenger RNA, 1465 nt
Organism: Cercospora beticola
Lineage: Eukaryota; Fungi; Ascomycota; Dothideomycetes; Mycosphaerellales; Mycosphaerellaceae
Product: CoA-binding protein
Source: RefSeq, a predicted model, not a curated record